AUGUCUGUGAGGUAAUGCAGGACAGUCUGGCCAGAGGAGCUGGAGCGCUGGGUGCUGUUUGUGCAGAGAUGCUGAGGCCGGAGAGAGCACUAACAGGCUCCCUGGCACAGGCCCGUCCCAAAACCAAGCCUCACCUCCCGUACAUAAGACCCGCCCCGACGUAAAGGUGCAGACCUUGCUGCUGCAGAAAAUGGCUGUGUGUGUGUGUGUGUGUAUGGACUCAGCAGUCUGUGUUUGUCUGUGUGUGUAUGGACUCAGCAGUGUGUGUGUGUGGACUCAGCAGUCUUUGUCUGUCUGUGUGUGUAUGGACUCAGCAGUGUGUGUGUGUGUAUAUGGACUCAGCAGUGUGUAUGGACUCAGCAGUCUGUGUCUGUGUCUGUGUGUGUAUGGACUCAGCAGUCUGUGUGUGUGUGUGUGUGUGUGUGUGUGUGUGGACUCAGCAGUCUGUGUCUAUGUGUGUGGACCCAGCAGUCUGUGUGUGUGGACUCAGUAGUCUGUGUGUGUGUGUGUGUCUGUGUGUAUGGACUCAGCAGUCUGUGUGUGUGUGCGUCUGUGUGUAUGGACUCAGCAGUCUGUGUCUGUAUGGACUCAGCAGUCUGUGUGUGUGUAUGGACUCCGCAAUCUGUGUGUGUAUGGACUUAGCAGUCUGUGUUUGUGUGUCUGUGUGUAUAGACUCAGCAGUCUGUGUGUGUGUGUGUGUGUAUGGACUCAGCAGUCUGUGUGUGUGUGUAUGGACUCAGCAGUCUGUGUGUGUGUGUGUAUGGACUCAGUAGUCUGUGUGUCUGUAUGGACUCAGCAGUCUGUGUGUGUGUCUAUGUGUGUGAAUGGACUCAGCAGUCUAUCAAUAAUUAAAAUUCCUGUGAGUUAUUGUGGAGGAAGGGCCCCAGUGCAUUGCUUCUCCCGGGGGCCCUUAACUCUGUUAAAAUGGUACUGCUUGUGUCUGUCAGUGAACUUCUAUUUAGUGAGCAUGUGUGUGUCAGUGAGCUUGUCUUUAGUGAGCUUGUGUGUAUCCCUGAACUUCUUUGUAGUGAGCCUUCUAUUUAUACAAGUGAGUUUGUCUGUAGUAAGCUUGUGUGUGAGUCAGAGAGUUUUGUCUGUCAGUAAGCCUAUUUGCUCAUGCCAGUGACCUUGUGUGCUUACUGUAAUAUAUAUAUAUUGACUUGUAGGGAUGGCAUAACAUUUUUUUCUAGGGAUGCUUUGGAUUCCCAGGGAUUCCCAGUUUGGCUCAGCCAGCGAGUGCACUUUACCGCUGAAUCAUCUGUGUGAGCUGCCGCACAGUUUAGCCCUGUUACACCCGUCUGGGAGCUGCUGUUGACAGGAACUAGUAGUUUAGAGAUUGGGACAUGGGGUAUAUGCUCAGCUAUCUGUAUAAUACAGGCCUAUGUCUGUAUAAUAUCCCGGGACAGUCAGUGCUCCCUGUAUAGUGCUGCCCUCUGUCUUGGGAUAUUAUACACAAACAGGCCUGUAUUAUACAGAGAGCAGCACUAUACAGGGAGCACUGACUGUCCCAAUUUAUUAUACACACAACCCUGUAUUAUACAGAGAGCACUGACUGUCCAGGGAUAUUAUACCCAGACAGUAAUUGAUAGCUGUGCUGCAAAAUGUCCUUGGAAUUGUUUUUCAAAUGUUGGCAAAUAUGGCACUGUAUCAAGGGUAAUGUGUUUGUUUUUUAAUAAUCCCUGGUGGAAAAUAAUGAAUCCUCCACCAGGGAUUAUUAAAAAAACAAAACACAUUGUGUCGGGGCUUAACAUGUGGAAGGGCGGGGUCAAACUACAGCGAGGGCGGGGUUAAAUGUGCCCCCCUACUUUUGUCCCUGGCCCUCCAUGUGCCCCCCCGAAAAAUGAAUCCUAGAGACGCCACUGCAGGUGGAGAGCACACAGCACAGUGCUUCCUCCUCAAGCCAGUCACUGAAUGCAGCAGACUGCAGUAGAGGACUGGGUAGAGGAUACAGAAGCUUCACUACCGUGAUCCGUUCAAAUAAGGAGGUAAGCUGGCACUGCAGAAGGAAAGAGGGGGAAGAGAUGCACAAAGAGACUGGGGAAGGGGACAAAAGAACCACAAGGGAAGGGGGGGGAGGAGAAAGACACACAAAGGGGUUGGGGAAAGAUCGAUACACAUAAGGACUGGGGAACUGGGAAAAAAAGAAACAUGGGAUGGGGAGAAAGACACAAAAGGAGCUGGGUAAGAGACACACAAAAGAGGCUAGGGAAGAGACACAGAAGGGGCUGGGGAUAGGGAUUAAGGGAUACAUAGGUAAAGAUGCUUUUUUUGGGGGGGGGGGGCUGCAUGGCAAAAUGCAUUUUCGCCUGUGUAGCCAAAUAUCCUUGCACCAGCUCUGGCCUUAAGUGAUGUAUAAUGCUUAACGCUGAUGGGCUGAAAGAAGAAACUCAAGUAACAGAGUUCUUCACUAAACACUAGAUUAUGUGAAAAUUGAUGAUUCCUGACCAGAAUUAAUUGUUAUAUUUGCUGAAGCCAAUCCAUCGGCAGAAUGCAUUUGGCCUCUGGUUUAAAAUCAAAAUGUUUCACAUCUAAACCCUACACAAAGUAAAGAAUUCAGAAUAUGCACUAAGCACUACCUUUUACUGAAGGUACAUAAGAAGUGCAGGGCUGUACUUGUUAUGUUAAUGGGACACUAUAGUCACCAGAACAACUACAACUUAUUGCAUUUGUUCUGGUGAGUAGACUAAUUCCCUUCAGGCUUUUUGCUGUAAACACUGUCUUUUCAGAGAAAAUGCAGUGUUUACUUUACAGCAUAGUAAUAACUCCACUGGCCACUCCUCAGAUAGCUGCUAGAGGUGCUUCCUCGGCCAGUGCUGCACAGUUAGCAGCACUGCCAUUCAGUGUCUCCACUCUCUGCAUGCAGACACUGAACUUUUCUCAUAGAGAUACAUUGAUGCAAUUCAUCUAUAUGAGGUGAUGCUGAUUGGCCAGAGCUGUGUUUGACUUGUGCUGGCUCUGCCCCUUAUCUCCCUCAUUGACAGACUCAGCCAAUCCUAUGGGGAAGCAUUGUGAUUGGCUCAGACCACCACUUCUGAUGAUGUCAGCAGACAGCAGGCAGGUCAGUGGCAGACAGGGGCAAAGCCAGCAGCUGUAGACUUGUAUACAAGUAAGAUUUUACUAUAAUUAGGGAGGCAAUAGGGUGUCAGGGGGACAACAUGGUGGGAUUAACACUAAAGGGUCAGGAAUACAUUCACUCUUAGAAGUGCUCCUCUAAGUGCAGUUUGUAUUUUUUGCCUAUAGGUGGCACUGGUGGCCCAGGAGCCAGUGUUGUUUUCUGGAUCAGUGAAAGAUAAUAUUGGUUAUGGACUAAAGGACAUCCCUGAGCAGCAGCUGGAAGAAGCAGCAAGACAAGCGAAUGCAGAAACCUUUAUCCUGGGAAUGGAGAAAGGCUACGAUACAGGUGAGAGAAGGGAGAGGUCUGGGGUAUACAUUAAAAAAAAAAAAGUUUACCAGCCAUAGAUGAGAAAUGCUGGAGGUGUGGAGAGGAAGUGGGCACCCUUCUUCAUCUAUGGUGGGAUUGCUCAAAGACAAAGAUCUACAAUAUAAUCCGAAAAUUCUCGGAUUACCCGCCCCCAUUUUGACCAGCACCAAUCCUCCUACAUCAUACUAAAACUCGCACAUCCACAUACAAAAACUCACUGACAAUACGAAUUCUGAAUGUCGCCAAAGGGCUGGUGCCCUUGUUUUGGAAGAAAGAGACAGCUCCACCAAUGGAACUGUGGUUCCAACAAAUGCAAGAGCUUCGCUCCAUGGAAGAUCUGAUAUUUCGUAGUGGCUUACCUGAACAUUUGGACUCAGUGGCUUCUGUCAACAGACUCUGUUGCAAUAAAAGUUUAGGACGCUGUUGCAAUAAAACACGUACAACACCACCUGUAGGAACGAGAUGUGCUAGACUGGACACUACAGAACUGAGAGAAGGAACUUGACGGGAUGAGCGACUCACGGGGGGAGGGGAAGAGGGAUGCAGAGAAUUGACUGAUAGGGUACCCAGAGACACACUAAUAUGAAGUAGACUAAUUUACAAAACUGGAAAAACUGGGCUCCUUCAAACCCAUCUGUCCAUUAAUUAAUUUAUUUACUUGUUUUUUCCUCCCGCCCUUUCACUUCUUUAAUUUACUCGUCACUUCCUCGGACCAUGCAGAGAUGCCUUUUUUCUUUUAGUUAGAUAGGUAUUGGUAGCAGCCAUUAGUGACUGAAACAGUGCCCCUUUAUCAGGCUGACACCAUAUGGACAAUUGUCCGAUAGACCACCUGUGCAGAAACCCGACACAAGCUCUGUUACUAAGGCACUGUACUUUGGAAACCAUACAGUAAUUAUCGUAUUCCUCUGCCAAGUACAUGACAUGUCUGUAACCAAUUUCAUAAAUAUUGUGACCUGCAUGUCCCCCAUGUUGUUAAAACGAUGUAGAUACAAAAUACCAGUGAGUAUUAUAAAUAGUAUCUGAUACUCUAACACUUAUGUGGGUCACCUUAGCCCACCCCAACAAAUACAAAAUCAAAAUAUACACAAGGUGGAGUAUCUUACAUGCAGUAUGAGAAAACUUCUUCAUACUGCAUGUAAGAUACUCCACCUUGUGUAUAUUUGGAUUUUGUGUCCAACAUGUUGCCUAGAUGUUUAUGGAACCUGCAAGUUCCAGUUUCACAUUCAACUGAUACAGAUACAGACCUGCAUGGCAAGAGGUUUACGUAGAAAGAUGUUAGAUAAAGUGGAUAGUGUUCUUGUAAAGAAGAAUGUCUCGAAUGACACCGCAGGGACAGUAACAGGGACAUGGUCUCUUGUGAUUUCAUUAAAGAUUAAUGGGACACUGAAUCCAAACUGUCCACAUCAGUGAAACAAAAGAGAAAAUGCAAGAUAGGGAAUCAAACUUAAAAUGCAGAAAAAGAGCAAACUAUAUGAGGAAUACACACUGUAUUCUUUUCAAGACAUAUGUCAUCUAAAAACUUAUUGAAAUACAUGUGUUAAACUCUAAUGCUUCCAAAGAGUACGUUCCUAACAAACUAUUGCGAAAAUUAACAAAAAAAUAUUUAAUAAACCUUAAACUCAUACUAAACAUGUAGUGCCUCAUUAAUACAUUAAUCUUUUCAGUGCUGCAUCACAGAGAGUGACAGAAACUGAGGUUAUUGCAUGACAAUGGUCAUUAGAAUGCAAAAUGUAGUGAGUGGCUGGCAGACUUACAUAUGAGCUCAAAAUGCAGAACUUACCCAUCUAUGGGUUAAGAAAAUGCAAGAUAAAAGCAUAUUACUAGACCUUAGAGUGGGUGUGCUUAAUGUGGCACCUAUAGUGAUGAGAGACAUACCUGGUAUCAGGUAAAGAUUAGGCAGGAAAGAGCGGAGGUCUAGCUAUAUGAAAGAUCAACAUAGCAAAGGCCAAGUGUACCAGGAAAUGGAAUAAUCAUAAUACAAACCCAAGCAAAUUCCAAAAUACACUCCAAAACACAAAUCACACUCUUGGGUAACUGAAGUCAUGAUAGGGCACAGGAGAGCCUGACUAUCUGGUGUAUAUAGUCAUGGUAAUAAUAUAAUUGGUUGGCACAAAGCCUGACAAAGACCCUCCUGGGUCAAAACAUUGCUAUUGUUUUGCUCUAAAUAAAACUGCUAUUUUGGCUUUUAUCCUUGAGUGCCUGGAUCAAUAUUUAUUUUCUAUAUCUAAAUAUAAGCAGUAUUUGUAUCACACUUUGCUAAUGUAGCAUGUUGUAUUUUCAGAUGUGGGUGAGAAUGGAUCACAGUUAGGAGCAGGGCAGAAGCAACGCUUGGCAAUCGCUCGGGCCCUUGCAAGGAGACCGCAACUAUUGAUACUUGAUGAAGCAUCAAGUAGUCUGGAUCCAGAGACGGAACAUGAGGUACCUGACUCUUCUGUCUAUCUGAUUGCUUUGACAAUGUGCCCAGAACUUGGACAGUGUAUCACAACACGGACUGAAGACCAAAAACAUGGACAGUGUAGCCAUAACUAAAACAGUACACCUGUAAGGAUGACAUUGUAUAUAAGUGGGAUUAUAACUUUUUCUUGCCUCAUAAAAUUCUACUUUGACAUUUUACCAAUAUGUACAUGCCCAUCUUACAACCCAUACACAAAAACAUCAGCUCAAGCUUAUUUAUCAGAACGUUAUAUAAAUGAAGGAAUGUGAAUAUUUUACUUUAGUGCAGAAUGAAUCAGUACUAAAAACAAAAGGGGUGGUCUAGAAAUCACCCACCUACUAGACCUUAAACCUAGAGCUUCUACGGGUGAUCAUCUUUUAUGCUCAUUCUGACCCUAUAUUCCCUCAUAUAGCACUAUGAAUAAUAAUUAAGUUAUUCUGAGAAGGUGAAGGUUUGUUUAUGAUUUCCCAAAUCCUGACGUGGCUUAUUUAAUGUUGUCAUUGUCUUACAGAUUCAGAAGUCUCUGCAAGAGAUUGAGGGUCUCUCCCUGCUGAUAAUUGCUCACCGGCUGCGUACUGUAGAGAAGGCUGAUCAGAUACUGGUUCUAGAUGGAGGGCGUCUAGUAGAGUGUGGAACCCACAAAGACCUUGUAGAGAGGAAGGGUGUAUAUCACAGUCUCCUGAAUGGACAUGUUCUGCAGAAUGGGGAAUGA
Molecule: messenger RNA, 6567 nt
Organism: Pelobates cultripes (western spadefoot toad)
Lineage: Eukaryota; Metazoa; Chordata; Amphibia; Anura; Pelobatidae
Source: the annotation of a GenBank genome assembly